Patella vulgata (common limpet) is the source of this 5698-nucleotide messenger RNA. RefSeq names its product retinol dehydrogenase 11. The record is from RefSeq and is a predicted model, not a curated record. The transcript has 6 exons. NCBI's taxonomy places the organism in Eukaryota, Metazoa, Mollusca, Gastropoda, Patellidae. Bases 487 to 1467 code for a protein of 326 amino acids.
GGGGGGGUAAUGUCUAUGCAACACAAACCAGGUCAUUUUUGGAGUAACAUAUGGUUCAAUUUUAUUUCAAUAUUUCACUAGCGCAUAGGGGUCUUUAGAAGUGGGAGGAAAUCCCACGAGGUUGGACAGGGGACCCUACUCCUUGUCACGUACAAUCGAAGAAUCAAAAUCACGCCAGUUGACUCAAUGACAGUCCUUAUAAUACAACGCGCAUGCGCUAACCAUUCAGCCAAUCCCCCCCCCCCCUUCCCGGCUAGUCAUAAAGAGUAAUAUCCUAUUGGAAUUCUGCAUUGCCCAGCCAUCUAUUGUAUGCAUAGUUAUAUUGCCCUUGAAACAAACUCAUGAUUAACCACCCUUCAAAAUGCUGCUUUUGGGAGGGAGGGGGAAUCUGUUGCCUUUUUGUAUUUCAUAGGAGUAGCAGUAGUAAUUUUGUUGCCUGGCAAUGCUGUGUUUGUAAUUUUUAGGAGUAGGGUUUGGAUUAUUGAGAUGAUGUGUAUAAAUUUGUUGCCUGGCAAUGCUGUGUUUGUAUUUUUAGGAGUAGGUUUUGGAUUAUUAAGGUGGUAUUUUUCUGGUGCUAAAUGUCGAUGUACAAAACAGCUAACAGGUAAAACAGUUAUAGUCACUGGUUCCAACAAAGGUAUAGGACGAGAAACAGCCAGAGAUUUCGCAAAGAGAGGAGCCCGAGUUAUUCUGGCUGUAAGAGAUAUAACUAAAGGUGAAAGGGCAGCAGAAGACAUCAGACAAUCGACGGGCAAUAAUAACGUUAUUGUUAGAAUAGUAGAUCUAUCUUCCCUUGAAUCUGUCCGUAAAUUUUGUCGACAUAUAUUAGAGAAAGAAGAAAGACUGGAUAUUCUAGUAAAUAAUGCUGGAGUACGAUUCUGCCCUCAUUGGACGUCUCAAGAAGGUUAUGAACUUCAUUUCGCUGUCAAUCAUCUUGGUCAUUUUCUCUUGACCAAUCUACUUGUUAAUUUAAUGAAGAAAUCGGCACCAAGUCGUAUUAUAUGUGUUACAUGUAUGGCUUACGAAGAAGGAUCAAUUAAUUUUGAUGAUCUGAAUUCUCAGAGAUCCUAUGACCCAUGGACAGCCUACACACAGAGUAAAUUAGCCAAUAUAUUGUUCAGUCAAGAACUAAGUAACAGACUGACAGGAAGUGGUGUGACAGUUAAUUCAGUUCAUCCAGGAAUUGUCCAAUCAGAAUUAGGUCGUUAUACAGGUGAUAAUAAACCAGCGUUGUGGAGACGAUUAUUGAUAAAGAUCGUAGGAUUUAUUAUCAUGAAGACGCCGCAACAGGGAGCUCAGACGUCCAUAUACUGUGCCGUUUCUGAUAAAAUUGAAAAUGUCAGUGGGAAAUAUUUCAGUGAUUGUUGUAUAAGAGAAACAUCAUCAGUAGCCAAGGAUAAAGUAACCUCGACACAGUUGUGGGAUAUCAGCUGUAAAAGGGUUAAUCUACAUCUUCCACCUACAUGAUAUCAUCUUCACUAGCCAAAAUGUAUUCAAGAUCUGCCAAGGGUGAACAGAAGCGAAUCGUAACCCUUAGCUUGUGAAGAUGACAUGAUAUAUCCAGAAUGAAUUCUGACACUCCAUGAUCAAAACACAUUCAUUUAGCUGUUUACAAAUCAAACCUUUAUUAGUGCUAUUCAGCUAAAAGCCUGAUAGCAUUGAUUGAACAUCAUUUGAGGAGAAUGUAGUUAUUUAAGUGUUAAACGUUCUGUCGUAUUUGGGGGGAUUGGGUGCCCGAUUGGUUAAUGCAUGUGCGUUGAAUCAUGAGGUCUGUCUGUCUUUGAGUCGUGUGGUGUGGUUUCGAUUCCCUGCUUGUAUGUGUCAAGCCUUAGGCACUGGUUUGCCCGUCCAACUUACUGGCUUUACUCCGGGUCCUUCGGUUUCCUCCUAGUGCUAAAGACCCCUACGUGCAAGCAGAUUAUUGAAUAAAAUUGAAACAUAUGUGAGUCCUGAAAUGACCUAGUUUGUGUUGAGUGGACAUUAUACCCCAUUUCUCUCUCUCUCUCUCUCUCUCUCUUACAAAAGUGAAUGAAUGCAAUAUAUUACUGAUUAAAGGGCUUCCUCGUCAACAUUUGUCAGCUGAUCAAUUUUUUACAUUUGGCUAGUGUGGCUAAAAUGGAUUAACUAGAUCAUGAGUCUUUCACUGUGUAGUAGUUAAAUGAGUCAGCCUCUUACAAUAUAAUGUGAAUAUAUACAGUAAACUAUGCAUAGGUCGGAUCUAAGUGGACUGACCAAUUUUAUCCGAGUUAAGCAUUAAGCGAAGAUCCGAAAUUCAGUCUUAGCUCGAUUAGAAAUAAACUGCAAGAGCCGGAUAAUAAUUGAUUCAGAGGCACAUUUCAAGCUUUUGUUCGUAUGUGUGAGUAGAUAACUUCUGCUUUGUCGCCAUCUUUGAAAAAUGUCCUAAAUUUUACUGGAAAGUGUCUCGUACAGCAGACAGUGAGUUUCUAAUUUUCCAGGAAAAUUCUAUUAUUGUGUCGCGUCAAAUAGGCUGAUUUGGGUCAAAAUGAUAGAGGAAAGUAUUUUGGGGAUCUGUGCAUGGAAUACCUAACAGCGUUUUAGACCAUCGGGAUGAAACUGACAGUGAAAUUCUGAACAUACGUUGAAAUUAGAUUUUGAUCCAAGUUGAGCGAAGAUCCGACUUAGGAAAUCCGACUUACAUGCACAAAUUUAAUAAGAAAAAUGUGCAGGAUCAAAGGGUCCAAAUGAUUUUAUCCGAGUUGAGCAAAGAUCCUACUUAUACGAAUCUUGACUUAUGCGAGGUUUACUGUAUAUACAAAAUAAACUGUGUUGUGUUGUAUAUUUAUUUAUUGUUAUUAUUAGUAAGACUCUUGAUCCAGUCAUUCAGUUUUUGACAAUGGAUGCUAAAAUUGACUGACUGGAUCUAUAGUCUAUUUUUAAUAAGGUCUGAGGCCUGAGCCUAUCAAUUGUUUGUUUACUUCAUGAAAAUGAGUGGUUAAAUAUUGCAAUAUUAUUAAUAUUUACAUGUAUAUAUGAAAUAAACGAAACUGUGUUGUGUUAUUAUUUAAUGAUAUAUUAUGUAAGAUUUAGAUAAAGAGCCGACCAUUCUUGCUAACAUAGUUCAAAAAUAGAUAAUGUAAAAUGAAUAUAUUGAACAUUUCAUUCAAAUUACUCAAUUGCCUGCAAAGAUAUUAGCCUUUGAAGGUUUAACAAGAAGUGUGCAUUAAUUGUAACCACCAUACUCGUUGUUCUUCGAAAGCUAAGUCUCGCUCCUCCAUUUUUAAAUUAAUUCAAAAUAUGGCUGAACCAUUAUGAUCUUGGUCAUGUUAAUAAAUGUCUAAUUAAUAGUUUAUACAAUAUUGCAGGUCUAAAGAAAGACCUGCAAUAGGAGAUUUAGCUCUUGCAUAAUGUUUAAAUUGUACAUUUAUUUAUUAUAACUAAUAAUAAUAUUAUAUUUUUUUGUGAUUCAAACAUAGAAAUGAUCUAUUGAUGUAUAUUUUACAUCAUUUAUAUUAAUAUUAGUAUAUUUGUUAAUAUUUAAAAGAUAUAGAACUGAAUUAUUCUAUUAUUUUUCUUGUUAUGUUUACAAUAUAUGUACAUUUUAUUUAUGUGGAAUUUUAAAACAUAUUAUAUUUGUACAAUUUUAUUUAUAUGAUUAGUGUUUUUGUCCCUGGCCUUCCAAAGAAAGCAGGGGACUAUUAAAAUGGGUCCGUCCGUCCAUCAUACGUUUGAUUCUUAUUGAGUGAGAGUGGUGACUAAGUUCGAUCAUGCACAUUUUCCACUAAGGUUAAGCAGGGAUAAGCAAUUUGAUCAGUUAGCAGUUUGGAACAUGAUAGCUUUGGUUCUAAUUGGGUGAGAGUGAUAAAACUCAAAGAGUAUAGAUUCAUUAUAUCAAUACCUUGACUAAGUUCAGUAGAUGAGUAUGUUCUGCUUAGGCUAAGUAGUGAUACGAUAUUUGAAUGGUCAAAACUUUGGAACAUGACAGAGGUCAAAUGUAUUACAAUAUAAUAUAUGAACAAUGUGACUGAUAUCAUAAAUGAAAUGAAAUGGGGUUUAACGUCCUACUGUUCUGCUCCGACUGGGAUAAUGAAGACCGGCAUACGCCAUACAGUGUGCUAUACCCGGGCAGCGGCACUACAGCCUACUCAUAUAUCGAAUUCCAACUGCCGAGAGAUCUUUUACGUGCAUGCCAAUGUAUACACGGGACCUCGGUUUUCCGUUCCAUCCAAAUGACUAGACAGCUGUCCAUGUUAGACCCUCCGUCCUGCACCAUUGACAAGGGGAAUCCACGUCAGAAAAUCCCAAAGGAACUUUCUUGGCCAAUGCAGGGAUCGAACACGUGACCACCAGGCUAGCAUCUUACUCACUUAGUCACUGUGGCUCCUAUAUAUGAACAAUAUGGCUGAUAUCAUCAUAGUUAAAUACCAGUAAUUAUUUUUAUUUCUGAUGGCCAUUUUUCUCUACAGAUUAUCUGCUCUGGAUUCCAUGACUCUAUGAUUUCUGCAAAAUUGAAUAAAUAGAUCUGUCUUUGUUUUUAUUCCUGAUGGCUGUUUUUUUUGCUACAGAUUAUCUGCUCUGGAUUCCAUGAUUUCUGUAAAUUUGAAUAAAUAGAUUUGUCUUUGUUUUAAUUGAGAGAAAUAAAUUAUUUUUAUUCCUAAUUCCUGUUUUUGCUCUACAAGAAAUCUGCCAAUUACAGCAAAAUAACAUUUGAUUGGAUCAUGCCCCCCCCCCCCCUGAAACAAUGGUGACAGAUAAUUUGAAAUCUAAAGUAGUCCCAGCUCAAUCAUCCUCAGUAUCUCCAGUGACCCAUUCCGUUCUAUUCCACUAUACUCUGGGUUCAGCCAUGGGGGAGAAACAUAUUCAAAUUAUCUGCCCUUGAUUGUAGCUUGAUUCUACAAACCAAUCAAAAAUCAGUUUACAAACCAGUGUUAGCCUCAUUGUUUACAUUCACAACAAUAUGGCAGCUUUUUCGCUCGAUUAUGAGAAAGUUUGCAAGAAAUUUAAUAUAAAAGAAGUGACAUGCACACAAAAAGAUGCCCUAAAACAUCUUUUUAAUGGGAAAGACUUUUUUUAUGUGGAAAGUAGUUACGCUAUCAAGCGUAUACUGUUAUUGGUCGAUAAAAAUAUCACAAUCAUCCCGAGCAGAUAAUUUGAAUAUGUGUCUCCCCCACGGAUUAACCCAGGGGUGGAACAGAAUGAGACCAAUGGAGAUACUUAGAAUGCAGCUCAACAGACUUUGGUGGACUAUAGCAGGAGUUUAAUAAAUAAUGUUUUGGUGGAUUAUAGCAGGAGUUUAAUAGAUAAAAUUUUGGAGGACUAUAGCAGGAGUUUAAUAGAUAAUCUUUUGAUGGAGUAUAGCAGGAGUUUAACAGGUGAUGUUUUGGAGGAGUAUAGCAGGAGUAUAAAAGGUAAUGUUUUGGUGGAGUAUAGCAGGUGUUAAAUAGGUAAUGUUUUGGUGGAGUAUAGCAGGAGUAUAAUAAAUAAUGUUUUGGUGGAAUAUAGCAGGAGUUUAAUAGAUAAUGUUUUGGUGGACUAUAGAAUGAGUUUAAUAGGUAAUGUUUGGUGGAGUAUAGCAGGUGUUUAAUAGGCAAUGUUUUGGUGGAGUAUAGUAAUAGUUUAAUAGAUAAUGUUUUGGUUGAGUAUAGCAGGUGUUUAAUAGAUAAUGUUUUGGUGGAGUAUAGCAGGAGCUUAAUAUGUAAUGUUUUAGGGCUCACAAAUAAUAAAUAAGAUCAAUUAUCAA